ACUUCCCUUCCUUUCCCCUUCAGCUGACUGCCCCACCCAUCUACACACCUGUUCCUGAUGCUCCCCGACCACCUGCUAACCUGGAUCUCAUUACCUCAUCAGCCUUUAAUGUCCCAGGUCCAUCCAUUACCUGCCAGACCAUCAAAACCAACAGUAAUGAACCAAAGACUGUAUGAAAGAAUUGGACAUAACCACCAUGAUGUCACCCGUUGGUUUGUGGGCUACUGUUUUGGCAUUUUGGCUGUUGCCAUUUUGCUUUUUUGGAGCGAGACGUCACCAUAAUUGGACGAGAGAGUGGAGCUGACGGACACCAUGGACGCCCACCCAUACUGGCAACCUAACUACACCUGGAUCCUGGUUAUGGAAAGUUGCUGCUUCCAUAAUUUAAGGCAGAGCUGAGUAGUCGGGCCUCCUGAGCGGUGCAGUCAUGUGCAGGCCGGAGGGGUUGGCCAGGCCGCCUCUGGUGUUAGCUAUGGCGCUCCUGGCUCUCUCGCUCCUCUCCACGGGGGUCUCCAGCCUCCCACAGCCGCUUCCAAGAGUCUUCCUCUCCUUUGAAGACCUGCAGGCCUCCCAGUCCUUUGAACACUACAGUAUAUCAGAAAAGGCCAUGGACUACAGGAUCCUGCAGAUGGACGAGGACCAGGACAGGAUGUAUGUGGGCUGCAAAGACCACGUCCUCUCCAUGGACAUCAACAACAUUACUCACGGCACGCUUAAGGUGUUUUGGCCUGCGUCUACGAGCAAGGUAGAGGAAUGCCAAAUGGCAGGAAAGGACCCUACGCACGGCUGUGGGAACUUCAUCCGGGUGGUGCAGCCUUACAACAGAACUCAUCUGUUCAUGUGUGGCAGCGGAGCGUACAGUCCCGUCUGUGUGUACAUCAACAGGGGCCGCAGACCAGAGGAACAAGUCUUUCACAUCGACUCCAGGACCGAGUCUGGAAAAGGGAGGUGCUCCUUCAACCCUCAAGUGAAUACAGUCUCCGUCAUGCUCAACCAGGAGCUGUUCUCAGGAGUGUACAUUGACUUCAUGGGGACAGAUGCUGCCAUCUUCAGGAGCCUGACCAAGAGAAACGCAGUGCGGACAGACCAGCACAACUCUAAGUGGCUUAGUGAGCCAAUCUUCAUUGAUGCCCACCUGAUACCAGACGGGACGGACCCCAACGAUGCCAAAUUGUACUUUUUCUUCCGCGAGAGGCUGACAGACAACAGUGGAAACACUAAAAACAUCCACACCAUGGUGGCCAGAGUGUGUCCAAGUGACAUCGGGGGCCAGCGGAGCCUGGUCAACAAGUGGACCACCUUCCUGAAGGCCAGGAUGGUUUGUUCGGUCCUGGAGGAAGACGGCACCGAAACUCACUUUGACGAACUGGAAAAUGUAUUUUUGCUGGAAACCGAUCAGCCCAAGGGCCUGUUGGUGUUUGGAGUCUUCACGUCCACAAGCUCCGUGUUUAAAGGCUCAGCGGUGUGUGUGUACAACAUGGCUGACAUCCUCACCGUCUUCAACGGGCCCUUCGCUCACAGAGACGGGCCCAACUUCCAGUGGGUGGCGUUCCAGGGCCGCAUCCCUUACCCAAGACCUGGAACUUGUCCUGGUGGAGCCUUCACACCUGACAUCCACACAACGAAGGAGUUCCCAGACGACGUGGUGACCUUCGUUAGAAACCAUCCGGUCAUGUUUAACCCCAUCUACCCGGUGGGGAGGAGACCUCUGGUGGUUCGGACCAACGCUGACUACAAAUACACAUCAGUGGCAGUGGAUCAGGUCAUGGCUGCAGACGGCAACUACCAAGUACUUUUCCUUGGCACAGACAAAGGUACAGUACAGAAGGUGAUUGUGCUGCCCAGCAACCAAUCCCUGCACGAGGAUCUGAUCCUGGAGGAGCUGGAAGUGUUUAAGAAUCAAGCUCCUGUUACAAACUUGAGAAUAUCCUCGAAAAAGCAACAGCUGUACGUCAGCUCCGAGUUCGGGGUCUCGCAGGUCUCCUUGCACCGUUGUCACGCUUACGGCUCGGCUUGCGCUGACUGCUGCCUCGCCAGAGACCCCUACUGCGCCUGGGACGGACUCAGCUGCUCCCGCUUCUAUCCCACCGGCAAAAGGAGAAGCAGACGGCAGGACAUUAUGCAUGGAAAUCCACUCACACAGUGUAGAGGAUUCAAUCUGAAAGCCUACAGAAACGCAGUGGAGAUGACGCAGUACGGUGUGAAAAACAACACCACCUUCCUGGAGUGUCUUCCAAAGUCUCCUCAAGCCUCCAUUCGCUGGCUCAUUCACAGGGACAAUGACAGGAGGAAAGAGGUGAAGCUGAGCGAGCGCGUCCUCUCCACGGAGCACGGCCUCCUCAUCCGCUCCGUCCAGCUGUCCGACCAGGGCCUCUACUACUGCCUGACCACGGAGAACAGCUUCAAGCGCACCGUCGCCAAGAUCCGCCUGCGAGUGUUGAGCGAGGCCAUGGUGAGCGUGCUGACAGACAAGCAGCAGUCGCCCUGGGCCUGGGCCAGCUCGCUGCACCCCAAGGUCCUGCUGGCGGCCUUCAGCCCCGCCGAGAGCCUGGCCGUGCAGCAGUACUGCAAAGAGCGGAAAGAGAUGCAGAACCUGCAGCAGAAGCAGCAGCUGCAGCCGCCUCAGCCGCCAGGACCCCUCAGGGGGGACCUGGCCAAACUGAAGCCCCUGCUGGACCGGAGGAAGAGCCGCAACCGCCGCAACCACCUCCCGGAGGUCUGACACGGGGAGGCGCAGAAACGGACACGAACGCCUUCCUCUGAUUCUUUACCCAGACCCUCAUUUUCUCAUCUCAAACUGCAGAGCUGCACUGUGGAUGGACAGUAAAACGAGGAGGUGGGUGUGGGGAGUUGUUAUUCGGCAAUAUUUUUUUUUUUUUUUUUUUUUUUUGCAUGAGGUACUGUGACCAGAUGGCUGUGACAUACACUAACACACACACAGACACCCACGGGCAAUUCAUGUGCUGUCGCAGUCACAACCCAAAGUGAAACGGCCCGUUGUGGGUGCCACUAAUAAACUGUGGUCUAAGCAUGAUAUUGCUUAUGAUAAAACACGUUGAGACGCAGCUAUGGUCAAUGAUCUUAUCAUAUUUUUAGAUAUUAGAGGGGAAAUCAGACCGGAUAUUAGCUCACAAUGGAUUUAGUCACAAAAAGAGUUCAGAAUCAUGAUAGUCAAUAAAGAUUAAUAAAAGGACAAAAAGGGAGACAGAUGCAUGCUUGAGAGCGAGCGCCCUCCUCUCAGAGUAUAACAUAAGUAUUUUAUUAGAUCCUACUCACGUUUCUAUAUUAACUUUAAACUAACAAAAUUGUCUUUGUUCAGUGGAAUGACUGAAAUGGCUUUGUGGGCACAUAUAGGGUAAUAAAAAGUCAAUUUGUGGGGAAAAAAUGUUUUUUCCCUCAUGGGUUGACUGCUUCACAAACUCUACAAUAACACUGUUGAUACGAAGCACAGAUGGCAAGUGGUCCCAAUAAAAAGUUUAAUAUUACAGCGCUGUGCGAUAAAAAAGAUUUAGUUCAAAGGCCAAACUUAAAAGGAUAGUUUAGAGGUUUUGAAGUGGGUCAGUGUCCAGUAGACGGCGGUCUGCAAGUUCUUAAUUAUUGCAUAUUUUAACCACCCAAAAAAAACAUCAAUAUCAGUUAGUUAUGGCUAUAUUUAGAAUAUUUUGACCACUUUACCUUGCUGUCAGACAGCCUUUUGCAAUGGGGAACUGAGGCUGUUAUAUCCAUCUUUGCUUUCUUCAAAGCUACCAGACUCCAUUGACAAAUAAAAGUAAUUUAACCUUGCAGAGCACAAGAGUUACUGGUAUGCUUCGGCCACGAUUGUUUAGUUUGAUUGUGUUAUUGUGUGACUUUGGUGUUUUAACCCUCCUUUUAUGUUCGUUUCUCAGGAACAGCAUUAAUGUUUGUGGGUCAAUUUGACCCGGGGCAUGAUUAAUUAUCCAAAAGUGUCAGAAACCAAAAAAUCCCCCAAAACAUUGUUUAUAUUUCAUUAAUAACUCCAUUAGUAACCAUUUCAAUCAAUAUUGAGUGCAAUGGUGUUCUUAACCUCUCACAGAUCAUGAGGUUCAAUGAGGAUAAUUCACUCGUUUAGGGUUAGGGUUAGGGUUAGGGUUAGCCACUUUGAAUUUUGGGUCAAAUAGACCCGAACAGUAUCUAAUAUAUUGCAAAUAUGUGAAAUUAACCAUUUACAUUUUACAUGUUGAUUAAACUUAUUUAGCCAAGCAGAAGAAGUUUCAUCCUCAAAAAAAAUACUUUUAAAUAUUUUUAUUUUAUUUUUGAAAUGGGUCAAUUUGAGCCACAACAAAACAGAAGGGUUGAAUGUUUUUUUUUUAUUAACCACAGUCACACAAUAACACAAUCAAACUCCAUAACUGAGAUACUGCUAGACCAGAAAAUCCCAAGUUCUGUGAUGUAAACUUACUGUUUUGUCAAUGGAGUCUAGUGGCUUUGUCAUAGAUAAUAUAGAUCAUAGAUAACAGCUUCAGUUUCCUGUUGUAAACGGCUGUCCAAUGGAAAUUUACACUGAUAUUGACUGUAAUACACUGAUAAUGGAUAAGUACCUCAUAAAACUCCACUUCAAGAAAUCCAAACCAUCCCUUGAACAUCCUGCGCUGAAUUCACCAGAACAGAAAUUGUAGUAAAAUGCUGAAAAGCAUGAAAAAUUCUUAUGCAAAUCUCGCUAAUCUUACAUGAUCUCUCCUGUAUUUAUUCCCCAUUACUCAGACGUACAUGUGAGAGAAUCUGCCUCACUGUAAUUAAGCUGCAUCAUUGUGUCAAACUUCUCUCGUUUCUAGCACAGAAGCAUGUUUGUAGAAUACAUCGGUAAUGUAGAGGUAUCUUAAUCUUUGCCUGGAUUAGAUUUGAGUAACUAGCAGGUACGCACAUAAAGCAUAGAUUAAGAUAGAUGCUGAAACGUGACAAUAUCCUCCACAUUUUCCAUAUUGUCUACAGCAAAGUGGAUACUAUUAAUUCAAAAAUAGCAACUAAUUGACAUGUGAAUAGACUUUUUUUUUCUUUCCAGAGGCAUAGUUAUGUAGAUAGAGAUUAUUUGUUGCUUGUGUACAGAGUAUAUUUUUCUUUGUUUCAUCCUUUUAAAUUAAUGUUGUGCAGAUGUUUUUGUGACAAUGUGUAUAUAAUUUCAACAUAUUUCACCAGCUAUGACUGUAUCUGCAAAUUGCAGAGACAAACAGUAUUAUUUUCAUUUUGAGAAAAAGACUUUCUAGUUGUACCUCCCCCCUCUAAACAGAUGUCUGCUCCCCUGUUAAAUAAAGCUGUGCAACCAGCAUUAUGUCAACUAUAACUCAGUGUAAUUUCAGUGUUAUGAAACAUAUGUAUUUCUAUUUAUUAAUGUCAUGAUAGCCUGAAUAAAUCUGUUCCGAUGAAUCUGAA
Messenger RNA from Centropristis striata (black sea bass), 5388 nucleotides. RefSeq names its product sema domain, immunoglobulin domain (Ig), short basic domain, secreted, (semaphorin) 3C (gene sema3c). Gene Ontology annotation, molecular function: semaphorin receptor binding; chemorepellent activity. Gene Ontology annotation, biological process: axon guidance; negative chemotaxis; negative regulation of axon extension involved in axon guidance. The record is from RefSeq and is a predicted model, not a curated record. Lineage: Eukaryota; Metazoa; Chordata; Actinopteri; Perciformes; Serranidae. The coding region runs from base 428 to 2722 and encodes 764 amino acids. The transcript is spliced from 18 exons.